Messenger RNA from Arvicanthis niloticus (Nile rat), 2614 nucleotides. The record is from RefSeq and is a predicted model, not a curated record. Lineage: Eukaryota; Metazoa; Chordata; Mammalia; Rodentia; Muridae.
ACAGAACAGCGGACAGAGCGAGGCUCUUGGGAUGUUGCUGGAGCAUGUGCUCCGCGGGGCUCAGACGAAAUCUUCCGUGAAUGAAAGAAAUGCUUCCAAGCAAACAGCCACUACCAGAACAACUGUGUGACCAGGAGAAAGAGGCCAGGGCGCGAGUCCCCAAACCCUGAAGCCACAGGAGCCCAAGGUACUUCCAGCCACGCACAGUGACCGACCAGCUGAGGACCCGUCUGAGGACCCACACUGGAGUUCUGCUCUGUAACGGUGAACAGUGAAGGUCUCCAAAGAGAUGGAGCACGAGGCUUACAAUGACUCCAGCAUCUACGAUGAUGAAUACUCUGAUGGCUUUGGCUACAUUAUGGACAUGGAGGAGGUGGUUCCGCAGGAGGCCAAGGUGGCCCCGGUCUUCCUGGUGGUGAUCUACAGUCUGGUGUGCUUCCUCGGGAUCCUAGGCAACGGCCUGGUGAUUAUCAUCGCCACCUUCAAGAUGAAGAAGACGGUGAACACCGUGUGGUUUGUCAACCUGGCAGUGGCCGACUUCCUGUUCAACGUCUUCUUGCCGAUCCACAUCACCUACGCCGCUAAGGACUACCACUGGGUGUUCGGGAAGGCCAUGUGCAAGAUUAGUAACUUUUUGCUCAGCCACAACAUGUACACCAGCGUCUUCCUGCUGACCGUCAUCAGCUUCGACCGCUGCAUCUCCGUGCUGCUUCCGGUCUGGUCCCAGAACCACCGCAGCGUCCGUCUGGCCUACAUGACCUGCGCGGCCGUCUGGGUCCUGGCUUUCUUCUUGAGUUCCCCAUCUCUUGUCUUUCGGGACACAACCGACGUGCAGGGGAAGAUAACCUGCUUCAACAACUUCAGCUUGGCCGCGGCUGAGUCUUCCCCACAUCCCACCCACUCGAGAAUAGUUUCUGCGGGGUACAGCAGACACGCGGCGGUCACCAUCACCCGCUUCCUCUGCGGCUUCCUGAUCCCCGUCUUCGUCAUCACAGCCUGUUACCUCACCAUCGUCUUCAAGCUGCAGCGCAACCGCCUGGCCAAGACCAAGAAGCCCUUCAAGAUCAUCGUCACCAUCAUCAUCACCUUCUUCCUCUGCUGGUGCCCCUACCACACCCUCUACCUGCUGGAGCUCCACCACACAGCCGUGCCCAGCUCUGUCUUCAGCCUGGGACUGCCUCUGGCCACCGCCAUUGCCAUCGCCAACAGCUGCAUGAACCCCAUUCUGUAUGUCUUCAUGGGCCACGACUUCAAAAAAUUCAAGGUGGCCCUUUUCUCCCGCCUGGUCAACGCACUGAGUGAGGACACGGGACCCUCCUCCUACCCCAGUCACAGGAGCUUCACCAAGAUGUCCUCGUUCAAUGAGAAGGCUUCGGUGAAUGAGAAGAUCAGUACCCUCUGAACCUUACCUGGGAAUGUCCCUGCGGGCGCCACAGCCCAGGGACGCCCAGGGACUUGUCUCCUGAAGUGGGAGACACGCCAGAAGCCUUCCGGUAUGCUCCAGCGCCCACUACGUUUCACACAAGGCGGCUCAUGUUUUGAGUGGGGUUCCCAAGUGCGGAUACUCUUCCAGCAAAAUGGCAGGCAAGCAACCUGAGCCUCUGCAGCAGGUGUAGGGGAUGGCGGACUUUGACUGACUCAGAAAAGGGAGAGUCUCUGAAGCCAAGACCUGAGGUGUGAGCAACAUACGGGCCAACAUACACGAUUUCACUGUGGGGAUUUUACCCAAACAUGCUGCAUAAUCUCUGGCGUGGGUGAGGAAGUCACUGAGAUCCCAUUGUAGACCUGUUAUGGCAACAUGACAGUCAAGCCAGCAAAGCUGCCCACCCUUGCCCCGCACCCCCCCCCCCCGUCAUCCUCCAAGAUCUUGACUUUGGCUUUCAGAAGAAUGAGGAGGACCAGGACCUGAGGGGCUUCACAGGACCUUACAAGGGCAACACAGGGCUCUCUCUGUGUGUGCGUGUGUGUCUGUGUGCAUGUGUAUGUCUGUGUGCAUUCGUGUGUGUGUACACAUGUGUGCAUGUGUGUGUGUACAUGUGUGUGUGCAUGUGUGUGUGUAUGCACGUGUAUGUGUAUGUACGUGUGCAUGUGCGUGUGCAUAUGUGUGUGUGUGUGUGUGUGUGUGUGGUGAAGAGGUGGAGACAGAGAGCAGAGAACCCCGAAGGAUGUGGGUAUAGGAUAUCUCACACCAUCAUGCCACAGGAAGAUGGAACUAUAGCAGUGGGUGCUUGGGGGUUCAGGUGGUGGCAGUUCUCUGCUUCAGUGUGUAAACUCACCUAGCACUGAACCCUGAGGCUGGGUUGGGGCCUCUUCACAGAAGCCUUCAUCCUACCCCCAUCUCAGGGUCUCUUCUUCCCUAAUCCCCUCCACGCUGGCUGGGAGGGCUUAGAAUGCCCUGGAGACUGGUAUAGAAUGGAGUUUUGGGAUUCCAUCUUCAGAGCAGCUUCCAAAGGCUGUGAAGCUGACCAGUUCAUCUGACUCCUCCUUGGACACACUUCCCAGGUGUGGCAUUACAGCCCCAUGGGCAGCCCGGGAUCAAGCUUUCCUACCCUGGCAGGGAAGUGACUCACCCAACCCGACACGUACCGUUCAUCAGUAAUAAAGACCCGAGCCC